This is a messenger RNA of Nannospalax galili (Upper Galilee mountains blind mole rat), 4697 nucleotides long. It is a transcript of the gene Wasf3, whose product is annotated as WASP family member 3. The coding region runs from base 226 to 1734 and encodes 502 amino acids. The transcript is spliced from 10 exons. Lineage: Eukaryota; Metazoa; Chordata; Mammalia; Rodentia; Spalacidae. The record is from RefSeq and is a predicted model, not a curated record. Gene Ontology annotation, molecular function: actin binding; Arp2/3 complex binding; protein kinase A regulatory subunit binding. Gene Ontology annotation, cellular component: cytoskeleton; SCAR complex. Gene Ontology annotation, biological process: positive regulation of Arp2/3 complex-mediated actin nucleation; actin cytoskeleton organization.
CCGGCCGGGGGCGGUGUCUGUUGCUCCGCUGCACUGUGCGGUGCGGGCGGGGGAGCCGGGCGGUCGUGGCCGGCGGGACCAUGGAGCUCGGAUCGCCGCGCCGGCGUCGGUGGGACAGCGGAACGUUUUAAUUUUGAUUGCUGUUACUGCUGACAGUUGAGCAAAAGCGGUGAUGCUUCCUAAAUUUCUGCAACCCACAAGUCAACAAUUACCUGAUUGUCAGCCAUGCCUUUAGUGAAGAGGAACAUCGAGCCCCGGCACUUGUGCCGUGGAGCUCUGCCUGAAGGGAUCACCAGUGAACUUGAAUGUGUGACAAACAGUACUCUCGCUGCAAUCAUUCGCCAGCUAAGCAGUCUGAGCAAACAUGCUGAAGACAUAUUUGGUGAGUUGUUUAAUGAGGCUAACAACUUCUACAUCAGAGCAAAUUCUCUUCAAGACAGAAUCGAUCGCCUUGCUGUUAAAGUCACCCAGCUGGACUCCACAGUGGAAGAGGUGUCACUACAGGAUAUCAACAUGAAGAAAGCUUUCAAAAGUUCUACCAUCCAAGACCAGCAGGUGGUUUCAAAGAACAGCAUUCCCAAUCCUGUUGCUGACAUUUACAACCAGAGUGACAAACCACCACCUCUGAACACUCUGACACCUUACAGAGAUGAUAAGAAGGAUGGGCUGAAGUUCUAUACUGACCCCUCCUAUUUCUUUGACCUCUGGAAAGAGAAAAUGUUACAGGACACUGAAGACAAAAGGAAAGAGAAACGACGUCAAAAGGAGCAAAAGCGUAUAGAUGGCACCACCCGUGAGGUGAAAAAGGUUAGAAAAGCCAGAAACAGGCGCCAGGAGUGGAAUAUGAUGGCAUAUGACAAAGAGCUUAGACCCGACAACAGGUUAUCUCAGAGUGUGCACCAUGGAGCAUCUUCCGAGGGAUCUCUGUCCCCAGACACUAGGUCUCACACAUCAGAUGUUACGGAUUACUCUUAUCCUGCUACUCCCAACCAUUCUCUGCACCCACAGCCAGCAACUCCAUCCUAUGCAGCUGGUGAUACACCACUGCACGGAACCACAAACCAAGUCUCUGAGCAUGAGUACCGACCCUCUUCUGCCUCAGCAAGGCACAUGGCCCUAAACAGACCUCAGCAGCCACCACCCCCACCUCCUCCCCAGGCCACAGAGGGGUCCCAGGCCUCUGCGCCAAUGGCUCCAGCAGACUAUGGGAUGCUUCCAGCACAGAUAAUUGAAUAUUACAACCCUUCAGGACCGCCACCACCUCCCCCUCCACCCAUGAUUCCUUCAGCACAAACUGCCUUCGUUAGCCCUCUCCAGAUCCCCACACAGCCCCCAUUCCCCCCCUCAGCUGGCUCCAUAUUCUCCACCCCUCCUCACCAGCCCUCCGCUGGGCUCCUGGCUACAGCACCACCUCCUCCAGUCCCCCCUCCACCUCCACCAGGCCCUCCUGGUCCCACCUCUUCUCUCUCAUCCUCCCCAAUGCACGGUCCCCCUGCAGCUGAGGCAAAGCGCCCAGAGCCUGCACAGCCACCCAUAAGUGAUGCAAGAAGUGACCUACUUGCUGCCAUCCGGAUGGGAAUUCAGCUAAAGAAGGUGCAGGAGCAGCGUGAGCAGGAAGCCAAGCGGGAGCCUGUCGGGAACGACGUGGCCACAAUCCUGUCAAGACGCAUUGCUGUGGAGUACAGCGACUCAGAUGAUGACUCUGAGUUUGAUGAGAAUGACUGGUCCGACUGAGUUACACAGGCCAGGUGGCAGGUGGACAGCUAGGGCACCGUAUGGAAGUGUUAGGAGUUCAUGUGGUCUCUGCACCCACACAGUAGUAUAUUCCUGUAGCUUAGCACCUUUUGUAUUAACAGUGUGAUAUUGCUUCUGCACAUCCAAAAUUUCUGGAUUUUUUUCGGUAUUUACUGUGUAAUACUUAAGUGCCACUAAACAUAGCACAUCGCGCUGCACAUGAAGAAAUGUGCUGUAACUGUUGCAUUGUCCUGAAACAGCAUCUUGCUUCUCUCUGGGCUGUGAGAGUCUUCACUCUUGUUGAGCCAAUGAUUCAGUGGACUAGCCAUGUAUUUGUGAAGCUGCCUGGUGUCAGGACUUUGCAAGAUUAAUGACUGUGUCAGAGUGAUGUCUUCCAAUCAGUAAGUGAUAACUGCUUUACUAUUUGUUUCUUCCUUUCUUUUGGACAGUGUGUUUCAGAGCAAUUUGUUUCUAGAAAGGUCUAACAAAUCAGAAUUAGAUGUUUCCUCAUUUGGAUUCUUGGCUUGGUAGCCUCUGAUUGAAUUCAUAUGCUCUGUUCAUUUCAGUGCCUCUUUGCACUUGAAUUUGGAGAGGCCCUUUUCAAGCAGAGAUCCCUGUGAAAAUUGACUUGGUGAAUGCUCUCACUGGUGAUUUUUGCACAGGGUUGCAGCAGCUCAGUAGUAAUGCAAAUGAGAACAAGAUUCUUUACUCUGUGGUGGCCAAGGAGAUGGAACUCAUAAUUGGCCAGCCCUGACAGCUUGGGUAACACUUUAGACCAGGUGCAAGCUGUCCAGGGUCUGCGGGGCUUUCUGGGCAGAGCUGCCACAUCUGACCCCCCAGUGCAAAUGAGAAUGCCUCAUUUCAUUUCCUGGGAUUGCUGCUCCUUUGUUCUCCAUAGAGAGCAUAAUAUGACACCCUACUCCACUAGCUCUGGUUUAGGUAAAAGAUAGUCAGCUAUUCACGUUCCAAGGUGCUAUGGCUGGAUUAGUGGUCAGUCCCAUGAGCAGGGCUUUUGCCCUUCCCAGAAGCACAGUUCUCUUCAUGUUGUUGGCACAUUAAAUUCUAAUAAGUACCUCAUGAGAUGACCUUGAUUCAAUCCGUCACCAUAGCAAAGCACCCUAAAAGUUCCCCUGUGCCUGACCUGUCCCUUUUCCCACAUGGCGAUCCCACAGCCCUGACUUAGGUGGGGGCUGGGGACUCCAGGAGGACAGUGUCUACUUUGUUAUUAUGGAAGAACAGCUGAUCAUUUAGAAUAAGUAGUUGUGAUGUCCCCAGACUUAGGUUACAGACAGGACCUCACAGAUGUACUAGGAGACUGGCUUCUUGAGGAAUUCUUUCUUAGAUGCGCUAUUUCAGACUGACUGCAGAUCCUAGUGUCUCUCACUUUCGGUAAAAGGAGGAAUCUAGAGCUAGAGCAAAGUUGUGUGAGUUGAUGGAGAAUGUCCAUAGGAUAGUAACAAAUGAUUUUUGUUAAUUAGUUUUGGGGAUGUCAGCUAGCUGCCCACAUCACCCCAUGUGAAUGGGCUUCCAUCCAUUUGGGCAGCCAUCACAUAACACCUGCCAGUGCUGAGUUCCACUCACAGAUUUGACACUGAGCCUAUCACCGGCCCUUGCCUAAACCCUGCUUUGGCCAUGCACCUGCAUACUCACUGCUGCCUGGCUGCCUAGCACACGCUUCCAGUGCCCUCCCUGGAGCCUCUACCCACUUGGCCGUUACUAUGAUUUUUUUGCAUAUUAGUUGUUAUUAAUGUGCUUUUACAUUUCAUUUUUCUAUUUCUGUUUUUUUCCAACAUUGGGACCUACUAUGUUGAUAUUCUCUCCCAGCUUUGAACAUUUGGACUCCUUUUGCCCUUUUGUGUUAGGUGUGCUCUGUAUAAUUCUAGAACUCACAUUUGACAACACUUCUUUAUUUUGUAGGACCUUAAUCUCUCAGGGUGGAGGGGAAUACAUUAAAGCUACCAGCCAUGUCAGGAUUUCUUCUGUCGUAGCAUAAUACAAUUAGUGGCACUUUAUUCAUCAUUAUUCAUGAGCUUAUUAAUUGUUAGUUGUCCUGUAGUUUCAUUACCAUGUUGUUUUUUUAUUUUAUACCUAGCGAGAAAGCUUUUGCCCCACUGUGUUCUACAAUGUUUAACAGAAUCAAAAAUGGCUAAAAUCCAAUUUAGAUUAUUUCUAGAGUAUCUUUUCAAUAAAUUUGAUUUAGUCUAAAAUUUAAAUCCAAAUUGCUUCAAUAAGAUAUUGCAUAAAAAGAAUAAAGUGAAGAAUUUUACCUUUUUUUUCAUUUUCAAAAAGUAUUUACUAAAACAAAUGGAGACCAUAACUUAAUUUCUAUAAAUUGUAUGCUUUGAAUUAGUUAUAAAUUUUAAGAUUGUUUUAACUUAUCCCCAGUUUUAUUGCUCCCUAUAUAUUUUAGCUUGAGAAUCUGAUAAGCUUUUCCUCAUGGUAUAGGCUCAGGCAGGUGGGUGGGUGGAUGGAUGAGUGGGUGGAUGGAUCGGUGGGUGAAUGGAUGGAAAGAUGCCUGAGUCUACACAUCACUAUGCUGCAGAAGGCAAAUGACUUUGCACUGUUAACACCAAACCAUGAGAUUUGGUUACUUAUGUUUUUAUUUACUAAGGAUGCUAUUAAAAGAUUUAUGUCUUCAUUCCAGUACAUUUUUAACACAUCAGAAACCUUUAUGAGCAUAGAAUGCCUAGGGUUGUGAACAUUUUGUAAUAUUUGCCACUGAAAUACAUGAUACAUUUUAAUCCAUUAAGGACUGGUGGGAAUGUAUCAGCCAGAAUAGCAAGUAAUUUUUGUUUUAUGAAGCAGAGUAUCUGUUAUCUUUGCAGUAUUAUCAAUGCAGCUGUAAAUUGAAUUUAAAGUGGUAUUAAAAACUGUCAAACAAUUUUUAUCUGUUUCUAUAUCUUGUUAUAGAUUACAAGCAACAUCUAAAUAAAAUUAUACUUGUAACCCUACAGGGUGUUCUG